UGGCCGGCGGCGGGCGGGGGCUGGCCAUGGCGCUGCUGCUGUGCCUGGCCCUGACAGCGGCGCUGGCCCGCGGCUGCUUGCACUGCCACGGCAACUUCUCGGAGAAGUUCUCCUUCUACCGCCAUCACGUGAACCUCAAGUCCUGGUGGGUGGGCGACAUCCCCGUGUCGGGCUCGCUGCUCACUGACUGGAGCCAGGACACAAUGAAGGAGCUGCACCUGGCCAUCCCCGCGGAGAUCACCUGGGAGAAGCUGAACCAAGUGGCGAACGUCGUGUACCAGAAGAUGGAUCAACUGUACCAGGGGAAGCUGUAUUUCCCUGGGUAUUUUCCCAACGAGCUGCGAGCUAUCUUCCGGGAGCAGGCGCACCUCAUCCAGAAAGCCAUCAUCGAAAGCCGCAUCGACUGUCAGCGUCACUGCGGGUGCGGCCGCCUCUGGUGUGUUACAGGCAUCUUCCAGUACGAGACCAUCUCCUGCACCAACUGCACGAACUCACACGUCGUCUGCUUUGGCUACAGCUGCGAGUCGUCAGCAGAGUGGGAGGCAGCAGUGCAGGGCCUCCUCCAGCACAUAAAUAACUGGAGCAAACAGAACACCAACACAAGCUUGAUAUCACCAAGCUUCAGGUGUCUGGAGCCCCCGCACCUGGCCAACCUGACUCUGGAAAACGCCUCCGAGUGCCUGAUGCAGCACUGAGGGCGGCCAGGCCAGCCAGACCCGCCCCCGCCACGGUGCGGGGCCUCCGCUGGACCGCCUCGGCCUGGCGCUGUGGAGCAGGCCUGCUGCUGCCUGGGUGCUCCACCCGCCUCAGAGCCCGGGCUGGGCCGGGCUGGGGCUGGGAGGACGGGAAGGGAGGUAGAUGGGUUUGUAUAUAGCGGCAGGAUCACAGCUGUUUGAAGGAAUGAUUAAAUAUCCCUGACAUUUCUCAUCCCGAAGUGGUCCUUGUUGGGGCUCCGGGCUGGGGCCCCAGGCGAGGUGCGACCUUGGCCUACAGGGCAGGGCUGCGGGGCUUCCCAGGCGCGCAUGGCAAUCAGCCUUCAGGGCAACUGGUUCUUUUGAUGACACGAAAGGAGGCUGUUUGGUGAAAGCCAGGGCCAGCAUCGGUGUAUCUUGGGGCUCCUACCACAUCGGCUGCAUUUCAGCCCAGGCACGGGAACUGCUGUGCCCACCACUUGGCUUCUUAGUUUCGAGAAAACACCCAACAUGGCUCAUGAGGGGACAGACCCAAACUGUGACCCAGGGCUCAACAUCCAUCCAGCAGACGGGAGGUGCCUCUGUGCCUGCGGAUGCCGUGGUGAGCCCAGCAGUUGUCUGGCUCCUGGGCUGGCCCUUCCCAGCCUGGUCAGCCGCCGAUCCCUUCCCCCAGCUAAGGGGUCCCCUGCCUGGCGUGGCGCCUUCCUUCCAAGGGUUCACUGACAGAACACUGGCCUCUGCCUGCCCAGGAAUGUUGAGAUCAGGGGAACGGUGAGCGGGAAACUCCAAAGGCAUGCUCCAACGCCCCGGGACCUGUGCGGGGUCCACGAGCUGGAGCAGGGCGGGCCAGGCCAAUGACCACCCGGGGGCCACCUGAGGCCUCUCUCCCCACCCGCUGCCGGAGGGGGCUUCCGUGCGGGGCUCCACACCUGCCCACGUUUUGGAUUCAGGUUGGAGUUGAUUUGGGCUCUGCUGACACAGGCCUCUGUACACAUGGCAUCAGUGAAGCCAUAUGAAACCUUGAGAAUUAAAACAGCAGCAGGGGAUUUCCCCGGUGGCACAGCGG
This is a messenger RNA of Delphinapterus leucas (beluga whale), 1758 nucleotides long. RefSeq names its product IZUMO family member 4 (gene IZUMO4). Gene Ontology annotation, cellular component: nucleus. The record is from RefSeq and is a predicted model, not a curated record. NCBI's taxonomy places the organism in Eukaryota, Metazoa, Chordata, Mammalia, Artiodactyla, Monodontidae.